This is a messenger RNA of Corythoichthys intestinalis (scribbled pipefish), 1378 nucleotides long. It is a transcript of the gene pcgf5b, whose product is annotated as polycomb group ring finger 5b. Lineage: Eukaryota; Metazoa; Chordata; Actinopteri; Syngnathiformes; Syngnathidae. The record is from RefSeq and is a predicted model, not a curated record. The transcript is spliced from 10 exons. Bases 488 to 1192 code for a protein of 234 amino acids. Gene Ontology annotation, biological process: regulation of transcription by RNA polymerase II. Gene Ontology annotation, cellular component: PRC1 complex.
CCGAGCGGAGCCGAAGCGAAACGAGCGGAGCCGAAGCGAGCCUCCAAGUUCCGUGUUGUGUGUCCCAGGCAGGCAAGCAGGGAAGCAGGCAGCGCGCGAGGACCGAGAGACGCCAGCGAACAUCCGGCGGGAGGAAGGCAGGAAACGACGAGGACGCGGAUCACAGAGCGCGCGUCGUCGUCGGACGGAGCGCUGCGAACGCCUUCCGCGCCCGUAUUGUGUCGUCGUCGUUAUCGUGACGCACUUCUACACGAUGACAUAGGCGGCGUUCGUGUGAUGAAGAAGGAGCGGUCGCUGUCUCACGGAACGAUCAUGCAACUGGCCCGGGUUCUGGAAGGAGAAGGAGCCACGGGACGCUUGGGUCAGAGUUUCCGCCCCCGUUUCUCCCAGGGCGCCACGCGAGUUUGUUUCAUGUGAUCGCGAGCGGCUGACAUGGAGCAGGACUUUACCCAAUCGCCCUUUGACCUUUGCUAACAUCACAUCCGAGAUGUCCGGCGGCGGGAGGACGCACCGGGUCCGAGACUUUAACCGUUUCAUCACCUGCUACCUUUGCGGAGGUUACCUCAUCAAGCCCACCACGGUCACCGAGUGCCUGCACACCUUCUGUAAGAGUUGCAUCGUGCAGCACUUUGAGGAAAGCAACGACUGUCCCAAAUGCGGCAUUCAGGUCCACGAGACAAACCCGCUGGAGAUGCUCAGGCUGGACAACACUCUGGAGGAGAUCAUUUUCAAGUUGGUUCCGGGCCUCCGAGAGCAGGAGGAGGAACGAGAGGUGGAAUUCUGGAGGGAAAAUCGGCGUGACGAGAACCUACCGGCCGGCGACGCGGUGGGAGCGGGGCUUCCCAUCGGGGAGGACGACGGCGGCAACGACGACUACCACAGGAGCGACCCUCAGAUCGCUGUCUGCCUCGACUGUUUGUGCAACACGGGCCACGCCGGCGAGACCAACGUCACGGACCUGAUGAAGAAAUUCAUCCGUUGUUCCAGUCGCGUGACGGUGGGAACCAUCAAGAAGUUUCUAAGCCUCAAACUCAAACUACCCAGCUCCUACGAGCUGGACGUGUUGUGUAACGGUGAGAUCAUGGGUCGAGAUCACACGCUGGAGUUCAUCUACAUGACAAGAUGGCGGCUGCGUGCCCACAACACGUAUCCCAUGGUCCUCGAGUACCGACCGCGCAUCGACUUUGGAUGAAGUGAAGCACGCGCGCACGCAAGUGUCGACGUAUUUACAGGGUUUCAUGAAGAUAUUUUUGUAGCGUGUAAACACGUUGAAGAGUUUUUAUGCUAUGAGAUGGUAAUAACGGGAGUAAUAUAUGAAGUAUAAAGAAAUAUGUACGUGCCUCAGAGUUCGCUCGGCUUAUUAAAUGUUUUUACUGUC